UAUUUUUUUUAUUUGUUCAGAAAUAGCAGCCCUUGAUUAUAUCAGAAAAUAUUAGCCGUUCCUUUUAGUUACAUUAUACUCGAAAUUUAAUAAGGAAAUUCGAAUCUGUAAAUUAAGGUACGCUUCACAAUGCUGGAACUUGUGGUAUUAUUUCUGCUUAGUUCCGUUUCGUUUUUCGUGGCCCAUCUGGAGAAACCAAAAUCUUUCUCGGGCUAUAAAGACGCCACAUGUCCCAUUGUCAUGGGUAUACUCGCCGCUGGAUUGGUCUACAAAAAUUAAAAUGCAGAGGUGCUUUUUUUUUUCUGAAAAAG
Drosophila obscura is the source of this 311-nucleotide messenger RNA. RefSeq lists its product as uncharacterized. The coding region runs from base 130 to 279 and encodes 49 amino acids. NCBI's taxonomy places the organism in Eukaryota, Metazoa, Arthropoda, Insecta, Diptera, Drosophilidae. The transcript is spliced from 2 exons. The record is from RefSeq and is a predicted model, not a curated record.